ACUGCUGGAUCUAUAGUUUGUAGGCCUUUGGUAUUUCUGUUCUUUGACAACGUUCAUAUUGAAUAUAUGCUGUUGCUUGAGUUAUUCCGGCCUUUUAUGUGCAUGCUCUGAAGUACCUGCUACUGUUCUAUGGAGUAUAUAGCCAUCCUAAUUUCGUGUUCGCUGUUAUGUUGUCCUUUGUGCUGCAGUCACGUUCAUUAUUUGUGAAGAACCUCAACUUUAAAACAUCUGAUGAGGCACUGCGAAAGUAUUUUAGUGAACAAAUCAAAGAGGGAAAAGUCCUUAGUGUCCGGGUGAAGAAGCACUUGAAAAAUGGAAAGAAUGUCUCAAUGGGUUUUGGUUUCUUAGAGCUUGAUUCUGUUGAAACGGCAGCAAAUGUUUGCAGGGAUUUACAGGGAACUGUUUUGGAUGGGCAUGCUCUCAUUUUGCAACUUUGUCAUGCUAAGAAGGAUGACCAAGUACGGAAAAAUGUUGACAAGGAUCG
Molecule: messenger RNA, 484 nt
Organism: Camellia sinensis
Lineage: Eukaryota; Viridiplantae; Streptophyta; Magnoliopsida; Ericales; Theaceae
Source: RefSeq, a predicted model, not a curated record